Camellia sinensis is the source of this 765-nucleotide messenger RNA. Lineage: Eukaryota; Viridiplantae; Streptophyta; Magnoliopsida; Ericales; Theaceae. The record is from RefSeq and is a predicted model, not a curated record.
UGACAAAAAGAAAUAAGGAAAUUCAUAGAUACCAGUGAGGUAUUCACUUCUAAUAAUAGUAUAAAGGUAGAUAUAGAUAUAUCUGUAUCUGUUAGAUAUGUUCUCUGAAAAUAUGAAUUUGCAGAAGUGAGAGAACACUGAGAGAAUAAGAAAACAAAACAACAACAAAAAAUGGAGAACAGUAAAUGGAUAGCCGCAGUAGCGAGCAUAUGGAUCCAGUGCACCGGCGGCUCAUCAUACGGCUUCGCCAUCUACUCCUCCAUCCUCAAAUCCACCCAAGGCUACGACCAAUCAACGCUCGACAUCGUGUCCGCCUUCAAGGACAUCGGCGCCAACGUCGGCAUCCUCUCCGGCCUCCUCUACUCCGCUGUCACGCUCCACCGCGGCAGAGGCCGGUGGCCGUGGUUUCGGGCCGGGCCAUGGGUGGUCCACGUGGCGGGAGCGAUUCAGUGCUUCGCGGGCUACUUCCUUAUCUGGCUCACGGUGGUCGGAGUCAUUUACCGGCCGCCGCUCCCGGCGAUGUGUUGCUUCAUGUUGAUGGCGGCGCACGCUCAGACGUUCUUCAACACGGCCAACGUGGUCACUGCCGUUCACAACUUCCCUGAUUACAGUGGAACCGUCGUCGGAAUCAUGAAGGUAUGUUUGAUUCUAUUCAUUUGCUUUUGCUCGACCGAGUCCAAGGGCGAGUGCUUGAUAGUAAACUGUUUGACUGCCAGUUUGGAAUUGUCGUUAGGGGUGACAAUCAAAUGAGGAUCCUCUCCUUGC